AGCUUGUAAAACUCAGAUUUCUUAUAACUUUGCUUAUUCCAAUAAAAUCAGAGACUGGACAAGAAAUCUUAGAUAAUACAGUUAGUGAAACCACAAAAGCUCUUCAAACAAAAAAUCUUCAAAAAAGAAAUCAGAAUGAUAAUAAUGAAAACAUACAAUCUAAUAAUGGUGACAAUUCAAUUAAUUCUUUAACUGACACAUCCUCAUCACCUUUCUCUUCUAAUGUAAAUAUUUCUACCAAUUUUGGAACCUUGGACCAAUAUGUAAUUCGUAAUUUAAAUGGAAAUAAACAGCAACAAUGGUG
Messenger RNA from Entrophospora candida, 304 nucleotides. The record is from the annotation of a GenBank genome assembly. Lineage: Eukaryota; Fungi; Glomeromycota; Glomeromycetes; Entrophosporales; Entrophosporaceae.